Fibroporia radiculosa is the source of this 1659-nucleotide messenger RNA. RefSeq lists its product as uncharacterized. The record is from RefSeq and is a predicted model, not a curated record. NCBI's taxonomy places the organism in Eukaryota, Fungi, Basidiomycota, Agaricomycetes, Polyporales, Fibroporiaceae. Bases 1 to 1659 code for a protein of 552 amino acids. Gene Ontology annotation, molecular function: protein binding. The transcript has a single exon.
AUGCCUAUACGCGGUAACUCAAAUGGACCUCCCCCAUUCCACGAUGCGUCAAAUAAUGCAGAUGUCAUUCUCCGUUCUUCAGACAACAUCAAUUUCUAUUGUCACAAGAAAGUUCUCAGUAAAUGCUCACCAUUUUUUGCUACCAUGUUUUCCUUGCCUCAAACCGAAACUGAAGAACUACUUCCAAUGGGUUUCCAAUCUCAGUGCGCCGAAGCCUGUCGGCCUACGCUAGGUGCCGAUGUCGUGAUCAUGCCGAUCGACGUUACUGAGGAUGCCCGAGCACUCGAAAGUCUCCUGCGGGCCUGCUACAGAAUCACUGCACAGAUACCCACGUUCGAUUUGUCCCCUAAAGAUGUACGACCUUUGAUUGAAGCAACAAGGAAGUACGAGAUGGACGAUGCUGUUAUCCGACUGAUUUUGAGGCGUCUGCUCGACCUCGUAAAGCACCAUCCUCUCGUAGUGUAUGCCGCGGCGUGCACGCUGGACAUCGAAUACAUAGCAAGGUGCGCGGCGUCCACCUUUGUUCGCGCUGUGCUUGCAAAGCAUUCCAAUGGGAAGUCGCGGAUCCUCCCAUGCUUCUUCGACGCCUACGUCGACGACCUCGAUGACCUCCCCGCAGGCGCGUACUUUCGUCUCCUCUUCAUCUGCAGUCGGCGGGUCUACACAUUUGACUUAUCAAGCCCAGUCUGCCCGCAGUUCUGCCAGCCACUGGCACGAAUGACUGUCCCGCCGCCUAGCCUGCCAAUCACCCAUCCUUUCAGUGAUCCUGCCAAGGGAGACAUUAUCUUUCAAACUUCAUGUGGGGCGCGGCUAUACGUUUACAGACAGAUUAUCAUCCUUGCAUCUCCGAUUCUUGCCCAAGAAAUUGAGGGAGCUCCGGCAGCACCACUAGGUAGUCACAGCGUCGUUCACCUUCCGGGGUCCGUAGACGGGCAUAGCUUCUCCAUGCUUCUCCAGUUCUGUUACCCAAUGGGCGAUCCAGACAUCAAAGACCUGUCGGAGGCAGAACAUCUCUUAGAGCUUGCAAAGCAUUAUCAAAUCACGAGGGCAGCUGAGGCAGCACGGAGAAAGUUCAGAGAGUCGAUUGGGGACGACCCUUUUCGUGUCUUUUUCACUGCAGCGCGAUAUGGGUGGGUGGAGGAAACCGAGGAGGCGGCUAUCCAUGCAGUAUACCAACCGCGUGAUUACUAUGUUGGCGCGAUGGAAGACGUACCGGCUCGUAUAUAUCGUCGGCUUCUUGUGUUCCGCCAACGCUGUCGAAAAGAAAUCUUCCGAUUUACGUCGCACCAACAGCAGCUUUUACAUCAGCCCGGAGAAGCAAUGGCGUUAUACUGGAGCAAAGACGACGUCAAUCCUUUCUGCAUUGAUACCGGGUUCUGGCUGCAGAUUCACAAACGACUGUACAAGGCGGCGAAUUCCAGAGAUGUCUUUUUGGACCUCACAGUGAAUGAGAUAGUCGGCGCGUCCCUUCCUGUAUCUAUCGCACGCAGGGCCAACUCUGUGAAGACAAUGUCGAAGUCGAUGGUAGUUAGAGACAUCAUUCACCACAGUGUUGACCUGGUGGGAGUGGUCGCAAACGCUCUGUGUGAGGUUAGUGUUAACGAUGCACACGACAUGGUCAAUCCGAACUCACAAGCUGUACCACAGAUUAAAUUUUGA